AAGCGGGGUUUAACCUUGUUGCUACAGGUUUUGUCCCAAACCCUAUCCCUGAGCCCUGACUUGCUGGCUCUGGCUUUGAGUUAGGCCCAGGACCGUGACUUUUUCACCAUGUCAGAACCUAUCACACUCAAUGUUGGAGGAAAACUCUACACCACCUCUCUGUCCACCCUGACUAGCUUUCCAGACUCCAUGUUGGGAGCCAUGUUUAGUGGGAAGAUGCCAACCAAGAAGGACAGCCAAGGCAACUGCUUUAUCGACAGAGAUGGCAAGAUCUUCCGCUAUAUCCUGAACUUCCUAAGAACUUCCCACUUGGACCUCCCUGAAGACUUUCAGGAGAUGGGUUUACUCCGACGGGAGGUUGAUUUUUAUCAAAUUCAGCCACUGAUUGAGGCCUUGCAGGAGAAGGAGGUGGAGCUUUCUAAAGCUGAGAAGAAUGCCAUGCUCAACAUCAGCCUUGAUCAGAAGACGCAAACUGUCCACUUCACUGUUCGAGAAGCACCCCAGAUCUACAGUCUCUCUUCCUCCAAUAUGGAAGUGUUCAGUGCUCAUAUCUUCUCCACAUCAUGUCUCUUCCUGAAGCUUCUAGGUUCCAAACUUUACUACUGCUUCAAUGGAAACCUCUCUUCAAUAUCCAGCUACCUACAAGAUCCCAACCAUUUGACCCUAGAUUGGGUUGCAAGUGUGGAAGGCCUCCCAGAAGAGGAGUACACGAGACAGAACUUGAAGAGACUCUGGGUGGUGCCUGAUAACAAGCAAAUCAAUAGUUUCCAGGUGUUUGUGGAAGAAGUACUAAAAAUAGCCAUGGGCGAUGGUUUCUGCAUAGAUUCUUCUCACCCGCAUACAUCAGAUUUCAUGAAAAAUAAGAUUAUUCGCCUAAUUCGGUACAAGUAAUAACAUCUGUUUAUUAGGGUAACAGCAUGGAGAUAACUUAGGUUGUGUUUCCCUUUAAAACACAGUUACAGCCUAAUUCAGAAUCAUGCUAAUCUGGAUUAAGAGUCACUAACAGGGCGAUGAUUUUCCUUUAAUGUGUUUACCAAUAUGAUCUGUCAGAAUAUGUCCAUAUUCUAAACAGAAGGAAUACUGUCCAGUUCCUGGAUUAAGGAUUGAUCCUGUCUCUGCCUCCGCCUCUGACCUGCUGUGUAAUUGUGGGAGAAGUCACUUAACUUCCACCCUUCUUUUAUUUUCCAACUGGAAAAUGGGAACGAUCCUUAGCCUAAUGAUACAAGGGUCAUGUGGUGGUUCAGUAAUCAAGUAUCUGGAGAUCACGGGAGCAGGGAAAAACGAAAGCUAUGGAGCUACAAAACAGCGGACAGCCUGAGGAGCAGAUUUUCCACUUCUUGCUUUGUCAUCUGCCCCUGAGUGGAGUUUCAUGGAUCAGCAGAGAAGCUUCCCCACAUGCACACACUCUUAUUACAGCUGUAAAGGGUAGUGUAAACUGCAAAUGAGUAGGGGGUUGUAUCUGAAUGGUUUAAAUGAAGGAUUUGUUCUGUCAUCUGAAGCUGACCUGACUUUGCUUGUUUGCUUUCUGAACAUUGUGAGGAAGCCCCUGCUCUGUUCUGCUCUCAAGGAAGUUGCGCUUCAAGGAUGCAACUGUUCUUGUGAACAACCAACGAAGCAAAGAGAAGGAUGCUCUAACAGAUGAAGAUUGUGGGUGGAGGUGAAAUUUUACCUUGGAUGCUCACAAAACUUUACAUUCUGAAGGCAUCAAAGGCGGUUAGUCCUUUUCUUUCUCUUACAAUGAUCUACUUGUCUGGAGGAGGAUGCUGAAAAUGUUUUCUGAGGUGGAGAUGGACUCAGAGGGCAGAGGCCCCUCAUAUCUUCUGCACAUUGGAGCCUGUUCUGCCUGGACCUGGCCUUUUGGGCGUGAUUCCCUUCAGCAACGUCCAGAGUGUAGUGGAUGGUCUGUAAGUAGAAGGGGUACCAUCUGAAAAGACAACUUGUCUAUAAGGUUUUCCCUAGUAUUUUUCAUUAGAAAAGCAGAGACCAUUUUUCUCUGUACAUUAAGCCAUUUUUUUACAUCGUUGUGAAAUAGUUAGAAAAAUAAGGAUGCCUUUUACCCACUCGCUUGACUUUAGUGCAAGACUGACAGAGAGGCAAGGCAGGGGAAACAGGGGAUGACAACAGUCAAGCCUCUUCCUCCAAGCUUGGUCUGUGCUAUUACAACUGUACUCCACUAGCUGUGUGUUAGAUCUAAGCUUAAUUUCUGCCUACGUUCAAGAUGUUUCAUUCUCACUUUAAAUUUCAAAGUAUUUUAGCUGCCUUUGCUAAUCAGAUUGCUGUGUGCAUGAGAGACCCGCUGCAACUUUUCUCAUUACCCCUGUUGAGACAGACAGAAGAAAAAAAUCCAACGGUCCAGAGGGCACCCAAUGUCAUAUUUAGAAUUUCAUUGCUUCGGAAAGGUUGUUUUUGUUUGUUUUGUUCAUGUUCUUGCUUUCUGAAGUGAGUCUGCUAAGUCUGAAUGGAAUGAAGAAGUACUUUGCUGUUAUAGGCAAAAAAAGGGUGAGAUGAACAAAGUUCUGCUAUCCCAAGCUGUAAUUGCAUGAGCAACACAAACCAGCACGUGGAUGGUAAAAAUGCACAUUCUGCAGCUACUAGCAGCCUGUUACAGACCACUUCUCCUGCCUGAACUGGAGUAAAACCAGUCCACUAGUGUGCUGCAAGUGGGACCUUUUCAUUGGCAAAGACUGAGUAGGACCAAAGCGUUUGGAGUCAUUAAACCUGGCAAUUCUUUUGAAUCCUGAGGAUUUCUAGCAGGAUGUUUUGGGCACAUUCCAGCUUGAGUCACCACAUUCUUCUACUUAGCUGCAUUCAGAAGGACUUUUUUUUUCACACAUUGUCUUGAAUUAUAAAAUGGGAGUAAAUUCAUUCCCGAAGCUGCUGCGUGGCCCUGACAAAGCAAAAUGUGAAUCUUAUUUCCACCGUGAGCUUGCCAGUCUGUUGGAUAUUCAGUGAUUACCUGUACAGUUGAUAUGAUGAUGAUCUGUAAAAUGUCAUGUGUGAACGUGCUUGCAUCAAAUCUCUGCCUUGAAGCAGAUAAACCUUAGCUGCAUUCAGUGCUAACAGCCAUUGGAGAUUGAUGGCAAUAUAUUUAGUUAGUUGUUUUAACCAAAGCUCUUAAGAGUAGAUUUUACAUUAUCUGUAACAGGAGCUUUUCCUAUAUGAGGACCAAAAGAAUACUUACUUGCAGUAAUUUGGUCUCCAGUCAGCUUGAGUUCAUCCCUUUAGAGUUCCCUUUAGAGUUCUGGAUUGACACUUGCCCAUUCUGCUUCAGUAAAAUAAAACUACUAAAUAGUUGAGUUUUUACUGCAUUUCCUGGUGAAAGAUAUAUAUGACCAUAUAUAGCCCAUAUAACCAUCACUGUAUUAUGUAAAAACUGGAAGCUUUAAUCAACAUCAUACAUGAUCGUUUAACUAAUUCGGGCAAAGGUAGACUUGUUCACACAUCUCAAGGCAUUUCUUAAUAACUUCCAUGUGCAGAAAUGUAAAUUUUCCAACAAGUAUGAAAACAUGAAUGAAAACAAGCUUUGGUAGGAAUGCAUAUUAACCAAGUAUACGAAAUAAGUGAUAUAUGAAUCACUUUGAAUUAUGGUCAAACAUAUGUUACACAAAUGCAGUUGCUAUUUCCAACUACACAGUAAACUAAAUUUAAAUCUGUUUCUUAAGCUUGCACUGUCAACCAUGUUAUAAUGUGCAUUUAUAGGAAUGUUCUCACUCUCUGAAGCAUUUGUUCCUUUUUUUUUAUCUAGAUAGCUUCUAUUUCUGAGCUCUAGAGGUAUAAGUUGCUUUUUUUGUUUUCCAGUAAACAGCAUUGAUGAUUCUUGUUCUCAACAGUUUUCCUGAAUUAAAGUGAACAAGCACAAAGCCAUAUGAAGGACUAAAGGAACAGCACAACUUCCUCUCUCGUCAUGAAAAGCACUGGAAAAUUAUCACUAAUAAAAACUAAAAAAUGUUUUCGUCUAGGAGUGGAAUCCUCAGAAUAAACUUUUUAACUUUUCUAUAAGGACCUCAGCACAAGGAAAAGACCUAGUGAUUUGUUUUCAUCCUUAAGGUUUCUAGGAUUAUUUCUUCCUAUUCUUAUAGUCUUGAAGGAAGGAUUCCUGUUCCUUGCAUGGAAUUGCAAAAUCAUUUUAGAGGUUGCAGGGGGAGCUCUGUCAUGUACAUCUGCCUUGCAAAGCACUCAGUGCUGGGCUUUUUCACUCCAAGCAAUGCUGUCCUGUGCAUCACAAUCUGCCUCUAUGCCUCCUUCUGCAAAAUAAGCAUGUGCAUGAGCAAUGGGAUUUCUCAUAGCACAAGAAAAUGAUAAUAAAAUAUCCUAAUGCAGUCCAGAAGAAAUCACCCAUGGACUUCUGCAUAUAUUAUCGGUUUUAUAUCUCUUUGUUGUCUAAAAAUGUUCGAUUGUAAUGAAGAGACUGAAGCCAUAUGCAAAUACCAAGAGGUCUUUUAUUCAUAUAGCCCCUGUCAAGGGAUGUUAGGAGAAAAUGAGAGGAGUGUUUAUUGCUGCGGGUGAUGGCAGGGAAAUGAAAGGAAUAGGUUUAAAAAAAGUUAGACCUGGCAAAAUUGAAGUGUUUAUCAAGAAAUCUAGAGUUUGGAAGGGAAAGAAGAAAGAAUCUAGAAAUGUUCAUGGAAAAACAAAAACAACAGUAACAAAAAAAGCAUGAAGAUUGACAAUGUGGACAAGGUUUUGCUACAAAAAGAAGCUGUGAUUACAGUGACCCAGUGGUCCUUUUCAGUUUUAAUCCUCUUAUUAUGCAACUUGCAUGUAAACAGUUGGUCAUGCCAGAAGUUACGCUGGGCAUAACU
Nothoprocta perdicaria is the source of this 4799-nucleotide messenger RNA. It is a transcript of the gene KCTD21, whose product is annotated as potassium channel tetramerization domain containing 21. Gene Ontology annotation, molecular function: histone deacetylase binding; cullin family protein binding. Gene Ontology annotation, biological process: ubiquitin-dependent protein catabolic process; protein homooligomerization. NCBI's taxonomy places the organism in Eukaryota, Metazoa, Chordata, Aves, Tinamiformes, Tinamidae. The transcript has 2 exons. The record is from RefSeq and is a predicted model, not a curated record. Bases 109 to 891 code for a protein of 260 amino acids.